ACAGCUGAACGAAGAUUUCCAAAACAUCACCUUCACGGUGAUAGAUGAUGACUUGCUUAUGGACGAUAAGGUUGGAUCAGUCAACUUUAACAUAGAAUCGCACAAACUGUUGCAAGGGCAGACGCAUGAGGGCUGGUUCCCGUUGGAUGGGGAUGCACGCAAUGGCGAAAUUUACCUGACACUGGCCUUCCGCGUGGCUGGCAGCGAGAUCGAUGUACCGAACUGUUACUUCGAUGUACGCGAGAACUCCAAAUGCACACUGUAUCAAGAUGCGCACCAUGAUGACGGCGACCUACCUACGCUGGUGAAGGCCAACGGAGAGGAAUACGAGCACGGAAAGUGCUGGAGUGAUCUGUACACAACCGUACAAGAGGCUGAACAUUUCAUUUAUAUUACGGGAUGGGCGGUGUGGAUCAACACGGUACUGUGUCGUGGAGAGGGUGAUGAUUCCACCAGCUUGGGCCAACUUUUACGACAGAAGGCGGCUCAAGGCGUAAAGAUUUGUCUGUUGGUUUGGAAUGAGAAGACCACUUUGCAGAAAGGAGAGUUUGUGCUGAACGGGAUGAUGGGCACACACGAUGAGGACACGCGCGUGUUUUUUGAGGAGGAGUUCGAGGGCUACAAGAAUGUCAAGUGCAAGCUAGCCACACGCUACGCAUCUCAGGGUGCGCUGACACAGUUUGUGUUCACUCAUCACCAGAAGUCGGUGAUAUGUGACAGUCCCUGUGCCGAAUAUCCCGACAGAAAGCGCACUGUGGCGUUUAUGGGUGGUAUAGAUCUGUGCGAUGGUAGGUACGACACACCCAAGCAUCCCAUUUAUAGAACACUGCAGAGCAUACACAAAGACGACUACCACCAGGUCUGGCCGGGCAUUACACAGGAACAUGGGCCAAGGCAACCGUGGCACGAUAUACACAGCAAAGUAGAGGGCCCUGCAGCCCUGAUGGUCAAGACAAACUUUGUAGAUCGAUGGCACGAACAAGGCAGUAAAUACCUGGCAUUUCUCAAGGUAUGGAGAGACGACGAUGGGCCCAUGUUAUCAGAAGAAGAGGAGGGCACACUUUACGCAGAGGAUCCGGAGAGAUGGUCAGCUCAACUUUUCAGGAGCAUUGAUGGCAGCAGUGCUCGUUUCCCCAACCUGAGUUUUGCCGAGCAGUUACAGGAACAGUUACAAGAGAUUGGCAAGCACCAUGUAGAGAAUAGCAUCCAUACAGCCAUGGUACACCACAUAAGGCGUGCUGAGCGGUUCAUAUACAUUGAGAAUCAGUACUUCAUUGGCUCCGCUCCACACUGGAAUGAGCAACAGAAUUCAGGUGCGAUAAAUCAGGUCCCGGCCGAACUUGCGAUUAAAAUCUGCCAAAAAAUCGCGGCCGGCGAACGCUUUGCAGUGUAUAUCCUCAUUCCCCUGUUUUGUGAAGGGUGGCCAGAGGAAGCGGCACCCAAUGAAAUCAUGUUUUAUCAGUUUUUGACGUUCGAGUUCAUGUACAAAUGGAUUGGUGAGGCUAUUCAACGCGCAGGCAGUGACGCACACCCCAAGGACUACUUAAACGUCUUCUGCCUGGGCUGUAGAGAAACAGAAGAAGGCUCUGAUCACACGGCAGAUCUAAGGAGCUGUCCGCCCGCGAGCCUCCAGGCAAAAAUCAACGCAUCUCGACGGUACAUGGCGUAUGUACACUCUAAGAUGAUGAUUGUUGAUGAUGAAUACGUCAUGGUUGGAUCGGCAAACAUCAAUGAGCGCUCCCUGGCUGGUGAUCGAGAUACCGAGCUGUGCAUGGGUAUGUAUCAACCUAACUACCGGAGGGAAGAGAACAAUGAGUUACCCAAAGGCGACGUGGCGUGCUUCCGCAAAGCACUCUGGUGCGAACACGCGAGCUCCGUCGCAGACGAGAGCGAUGUGUUAGACCAGCCAGACUCCAUGGAGUGUGUGAAGAUGAUGCGGAAACGCGCCGAUGAGAAUUGGGCCAAAUACAGCGGCGACGAGGUUGUAGACAUGGAGGAACAUCUGAUGACGUAUCCAUUCAACGUAGCGAGAAAUGGGAAAAUAGCCAUCAUUCCUGGCCAGGAAGACUUCCCUGAUACGAAUGCCCGGGUGCAUGGCAAAUGCUCUGGUACUAUGCCUGAUAUUUUGACCACUUAAUAGAUAAUUAUCGUAAAGGUUG
Messenger RNA from Sphaeroforma arctica JP610, 2159 nucleotides. RefSeq lists its product as hypothetical. The record is from RefSeq and is a predicted model, not a curated record. The transcript has 13 exons. Bases 59 to 2137 code for a protein of 692 amino acids. Lineage: Eukaryota; Ichthyosporea; Ichthyophonida. Gene Ontology annotation, biological process: phospholipid catabolic process. Gene Ontology annotation, cellular component: plasma membrane. Gene Ontology annotation, molecular function: D-type glycerophospholipase activity.